AUGUGGAAACCACCAUUUCUAUUAGUGUUUCUCAAUUUGUUUGUUCCCGAUCUAAUUAUAGCUGGAGAUCUAUCUGAUAAUAAACGUUUAACGGAUAUUGUGGGCACGACUAAAGGUCCAGUUCGAGGAGAAAUAUUGACAACUGUCCCAUCAAACGUCUACUAUGCUUCCUUCAGUGGAAUACCAUAUGGUAAACCUCCUGUCAAAGAUCUCCGAUUUAAGCCUCCAGUGGCAGUCGACAAUUGGGAAGAAACAUUUGAAGCUGUAGAACAAACGAAACCUUGUCCACAGUUCAAAGGCCGGUUUUUUGGAGAUGAAGACUGUUUAUACCUCAAUAUUUAUACUCCUAAAACAACGUUUAAUUCGAUUGACGGUGACUUACGAGCUGUGGUGGUAUGGAUUCAUGGUGGAGCCUACAUGCUAGGAUCUGCCAGUCGUUCAGAAUUUGGUCCAGAUUUCUUCAUCGAAGAGAAUGUCGUGGUCGUAUACUUAAAUUAUCGUCUAGGUGCCCUUGGGUUUUUAUCAUUAAAUCACCCGAACGCCACUGGAAAUGCCGCCCUCAAAGAUCAAGUAUUAGCUUUAAAGUGGGUCCAGCAGAAUAUCCGGAAAUUCGGUGGUGAUCCAACUCGAAUCACAAUAUUCGGACAUAGCUCUGCGGCUGUUCUGGUAGAACUUCAUGCCAUUUCCGACAUGUCCAGAGGAUUAUACAACAGAUCGAUUUCUAUGAGCGGUUCCUCGUUGAACCCUUGGGGAUUGUCUUCAACAUCUGUCGCGGUGCAACAGGCACAACUUCUUGGCUCCCAAUUAUCACUGAGUACUGAUAGUACAGACGAAUUAUUGGAAGGACUAUACCACGCCUCAGCUCAAGAUAUCGUUAUGGCAACCCUAAAGUUAAUGAGACUCCAAACCAGCUUUAAUCUCCCGUUCACUCCAACUGUGGAAGAUGAAGAAGUAACGAAGGAUGGCUUCUUAACCGAAUGCACAUUUCACAAAUAUCAAAAAGGAGAAUUCAAUGAUUUUCCGUAUUUGAUGGGUUUCACGAAUGCGGAAGUGGCUGGUUAUUUCCCGGGGAGAAAUGGAAAAUUUCCCGGAGUUGCGGCAUUUGACAAGAUAAUCGAACGAGUGAAAACUAUUGUUAAUGAGUCGGAGGUUAUUUUGCCGGAUGUCCUCAAACGCUAUCAGAAUGGAAGAAAUGAAAACCUGGAUGAUUGGGAGAAUAUCAUUAAUGAAGCGGUGAAAGUAACUUCAGAUGUUUGGUUCACCCUGGGAAUCGAUCAAUCGCUAAAGUACAGAGCGAAAGGAACAGCUCCGGUUUAUUACUAUCGAAAUUCAUUCGCAGAACGAAACAUUCCACAUUUUUUGGAUGGCGUAGAAUUAGACGGCGUAGGGCAUACAGAUGAUCUUGCUCAAAUCUUCUGGACUCCAACUUCGACUCAAGAAACGAUUGAUCCGAUGAGUCCUCUCAGUCUCCAACGGAAGAAAAUGGUUAGAAUGUGGACAAAUUUCGUUAAGUUCGGAAAUCCUACACCAAGCGGAACUGCCGAUCCCCUUUUAAACAUCACGUGGAUUCCUGCUAGUCUCGAUGGAAAUUAUUUAGAAAUUAAUGCCAAUUUAACAAUGGGAUAUAGCCCGAUCACUUCUCUAGUCAAAACAUUGGAGACGGCCGCAAUAAAGAUGGAAGAAAAAUUGAACGGUUGUUCAAGAGACUAA
Molecule: messenger RNA, 1710 nt
Organism: Fopius arisanus
Lineage: Eukaryota; Metazoa; Arthropoda; Insecta; Hymenoptera; Braconidae
Product: acetylcholinesterase-like
Exons: 8
Coding region: 1-1710 (569 amino acids)
Source: RefSeq, a predicted model, not a curated record